This is a messenger RNA of Ostreococcus lucimarinus CCE9901, 804 nucleotides long. RefSeq names its product thylakoid lumenal 30 kDa protein, probable (gene Tl30). Lineage: Eukaryota; Viridiplantae; Chlorophyta; Mamiellophyceae; Mamiellales; Bathycoccaceae. Bases 1 to 804 code for a protein of 267 amino acids. The transcript has 3 exons. The record is from RefSeq and is a predicted model, not a curated record.
AUGAAUGUGCGUAUUACUCAGCGGACAGCGUUCCUAACACUAGCCCCUUCGCGCAGCACCGCGUUCAACGGUAGGAAAGCGUGCAGUAAUCGAUUCACUCGCAUCGCUCGUAAAAUCCAAGCGUCGUUGGAUUUGACUGAAGAUAUGGAGCGUAUUGUCUCUCGGCGAUACGUGGUUACCUCAACACUUGUGAUAGGACAGCUGACACGUGCCUUACCCGCAAAAGCCGUCAUGGGAAUGACGGCAGGGCGCGUUCCAGGGUUCGCCAAGGCCGAUACCAAUGGCUUUCGAGUGUACACGCGACCCGAGGCCAAAAGCGGUGGACAUGGUGUCGGCUGGAGUGAAAUAACACCUUACUCGUUUCAAGCGAAUGAGUCAUGGAGAGAAACGCCCGUGAGCAUUGCUGAUCCAGCGGGUACAGAAAUCGAUGCUAAAUUUGUGAGCGACAGCGAUGGAGAGCUGAAAAUAAUUCUUGCUCCCAUCCUUCGUUUUUCAGACAAGGGUGACUUGGAUACAAUCGAUAUUAAAGAGCUUGUUUCGUUGAAUGCUUUCAUAAAAGGAUUUGGUCCAGAACUAUUAGGAAAUCCCAUACAGGACGAGAACAUACUGAGCGCCGAGGAGAUUCAAGUAAAAGAUAGAACCUACUACAUCUACGAACUUGCAAAUCAUAGUCUGGUAUCAGCAACUACCUGGAAUAAAAGAGUUUACAUAUGUGCCAUAACAUGCAACUCGUUACAAUGGCGAAAAAGUAAAUCAAAUAACAUUUCAGUGCUCAAGUCUUUCCAGGUACUUGUCUCCGGCUAG